Molecule: messenger RNA, 1493 nt
Organism: Sus scrofa (pig)
Lineage: Eukaryota; Metazoa; Chordata; Mammalia; Artiodactyla; Suidae
Gene: ALKAL1
Product: ALK and LTK ligand 1
Biological process (GO): positive regulation of ERK5 cascade; positive regulation of ERK1 and ERK2 cascade
Molecular function (GO): receptor signaling protein tyrosine kinase activator activity; receptor tyrosine kinase binding
Source: RefSeq, a predicted model, not a curated record
CUUCCCGCUCCCGAGCCGCGUCUCUGCAGCCCGGCGCCGCUCACACUCUACUCGCCUCUGUCGCGACCGGGAAGUUGCGGGUUCUCUCGACCCCCGUGGGCUAGGGGGUGCCCGAACAGCCGCAGAGCUGAGGAUCGGCGCCGUCGAGGGUCCUGAGAGCAUCCGCGAGCCAGGACUCGUUCACGUCCCCAGGCAGCCCCGCGUCCCCGCCCGUGUCCUGGACCCUCCCCGAGGCGCGCAGGUGUCGCCCGCCCUCCGCCUCGAGCCGCGGACGCUUACCUCCGCCCGGGACCCGCCAGAUCUACGGCCGCUCCCGCGCGCCCAUGCGACCCGCGAGGUCAGGCGCCCCGCUGCCCGCGCUGCUCGUGCUGGCGCUGGUUCUGUCCCCGCACGGGACCCAGGGUAGGCCCGGGGGCCGCAGGGACGCGCGUGUUGUGGGCGAGGAGCCGAAGCCCUGGCCGUCCCUCCCCGCCGCCUCCAGGAGCGCAGAAAUAUUCCCAAGAGAUUUGAACUUAAAAGACAAAUUCAUAAAGCAUUUCACAGGGCCGGUCACGUUUUCAGCUGAAUGUCGCAAACAUUUCCACAGGCUCUACCACAACACCAGGGACUGCUCCACGCCAGCCUAUUACAAAAGAUGUGCUAGACUGCUAAAAAGAUUAGCAGCGAGUCCUCUGUGCUCACAGACCUAGAAAAUCUACAUGAGCAUUUCUUAAGAAUGUAAAUCUAAUUUGAAGGGGAAAAAAGGACCUGGAAUCAUACCAACUGUAAAAAGAGACGAACCUCCUAAUUUUUUUUUUUUUUUUUUUGGUCUUUUUGUCUUUUUAGGACUGUACCAGCAGCAUAUGGAGGUUCCCAGGCUGGGGGUCCAAUCAGAGCUGUAGCUGCCCUGCCUACACCAGAGCCACAGCAAUGUGGGAUCCAAGCCGUGGCUGCAACCUACACGGCAACUCUGGAUCCUUAACCCACUGAGCGAGGCCAGGGAUUGAACCUGCGUUCUCAUGGAUGCUAGUUGGGUUUGCUAACUGCUGAGCCACGACGGGAACUCCCUGAAACUUCUAAGUUUAUGCUGCAUUAAGAUGAGUGAAAUAAGAGAUUUCUCAGAAAUGACUGGUGAGCUGUGUCCUAGCAGAAAAUGGGAUUGUCUUUGGCUUUUCUUAUGUAAAUUUCUUAAAACAAUGUUUAAUUCACAUAUUGCAAAUGGAAUAGUAAACAUUUUUCUAUUCUGCUUUACUUUUAUUAUAUAUAUUAUUUUCUUAUAUGGUAAACACUAUAUAUGUGUGAACUGUAUAUUUAAUUGUAUAAAUUAUGUCUGAGAGUGCUGAAGAGAAAUGAUAUUUUAUAUACAAUUUUUCAUAACAUGUUUGUUGAAUAAUCAGGUACGGAGCCCCCUGUUGUAAUUCUAAUUUAAUAAUAUUUAAGACCUUUUCAGAAUUUGUUGCUUUUAUUUGCCUUCAUUUGAAAUGAACAUUUUAGUAAAACUGAAAUAGGAAAAA